Molecule: messenger RNA, 1432 nt
Organism: Eurypyga helias (sunbittern)
Lineage: Eukaryota; Metazoa; Chordata; Aves; Eurypygiformes; Eurypygidae
Product: maternal embryonic leucine zipper kinase-like
Exons: 14
Biological process (GO): protein phosphorylation; microtubule cytoskeleton organization; intracellular signal transduction
Cellular component (GO): cytoplasm
Molecular function (GO): ATP binding; protein serine/threonine kinase activity; tau-protein kinase activity
Source: RefSeq, a predicted model, not a curated record
AUGGCUGUAGGUGACUACGAGGAAAUUUUCAAGUACUAUGAAUUACGCGAAACAAUUGGAACAGGUGGGUUUGCAAAGGUAAAACUUGCGCAACAUCUUCUCACUGGUGAAAAAGUUGCAAUAAAAGUCAUGGACAAACUUGCUCUCGGGGAUGACUUGCCUCGUGUUAAAAUAGAAAUCGAUGCCAUGAAGAACUUAAAUCACCAGCAUAUUUGCCAGUUGUAUCAUGUGAUAGAAACAUCCAAGAAAAUAUUCAUGGUUUUAGAGUACUGUUCUGGAGGAGAGCUGUUUGAUUACAUAAUUUCUAAGGACCGCCUUUCAGAAGAGGAAGCUCGUGUGUUUUUUCGCCAGAUUGUUUCAGCAAUUGCUUAUGUUCACAGUCAAGGCUAUGCCCACAGGGAUCUCAAACCAGAAAAUCUGCUGAUCGACGAGGAGCAUAAUUUGAAGCUGAUAGACUUUGGACUGUGCGCGAAGCCAAAGGGUGGCCUUGAUUACCAUCUGAACACAUGCUGUGGAAGCCCAGCUUAUGCAGCACCAGAGCUGAUUCAGGGCAAAGCAUAUAUUGGCUCAGAGGCAGAUAUAUGGAGCAUGGGGGUACUACUGUAUGCUCUACUGUGUGGCUUUCUCCCCUUUGAUGACGACAAUGUCAUGGCUCUCUACAGGAAGAUAAUGAGAGGAAAAUACAGUAUUCCAAAGUGGCUCUCUCCUAGCAGUACGCUACUGCUUAACCAAAUGCUGCAGGUGGACCCCAAGAAGCGGAUUACGGUUAAACAUCUCUUAAGUCACCCGUGGCUCAUGCAAGGUUACUCUGAUGCUGUUCAGUGGCAAAGUAUAUACCCACUGGGACAUCUUGAUGAAGACUGCAUAACAGAGCUUUCUGUGUUUCAUAAACAGAGUGCAGAGACCAUAUUGAAAUUGAUAUCAGAGUGGAAAUAUGACCAAAUGUCAGCCACAUAUCUUCUGCUUCAGUCUAAGAAGGCUCGUGGCAAGCAUGUUUGCUUAAGGGUUCCAUGUCUAACUGGGCAUGCCAGUACAACACAGUCAUCAGGCCUCGAGUCUGAAAAACCUGUGACAUAUGAAGACAUGCCAGACUGCAGUGAAGUGCCUCAUGCGUUUGGAUCCAUGGAAUUUUCUGAUACAGAUUCACUGCUUGAGCAGUCUUCGUUAGAAGAGUUUUUUCUAAAUUCUCACAGAACAAAGCAACAUUCAAGGCAUGAUGCUCAACUAGAUGGUAUGGACUUCACACUGUCAACUCCAGUGGAAAGAAACGUGGCAUCAAAGAAGCAUGAAAACAAAGAGAAUGUUGAUACAGAGUUAGCUCUAAGAAAUGAAAUCCCCUUUGCAAUUCCUGCUCCAAAGACUCCUCUUGUGAACAGUUGGAAUGAGGCACCACCAGUACAAACCACACCCUUACAGGCAUCUGCCUUGGAAG